CCGGGGCUUGAAAUAUUACUUCCGUCCGAAGCCCAGCAGGGCGGACCUCGGAGGGGAAGGGACGAACGCCCAAAAGCAAGCCCCCUUACAGGCACUUCCGCCCUUUUCCAAGAUGGCGCAGACCAAAGGGGCCAGUCACCGCCCGCUGGCGACGUCGCGGCUGGAGUUGAACCUCGUGCGAUUGCUGUGUCGCUGCGAGUCGAUGGCGGCAGAAAAGCGGGCGCCGAACGAGUGGCGUCUGGAGAAGUAUGUGGGUGCCCUGGAAGACAUGCUGCAGGCCCUGAAAAUCCAAGCCAGCAAACCUGCCUCCGAAGUCAUCAGCGAGUACUCGCGCAAGGUGGACUUCCUGAAGGGCAUGCUGCAGGCUGAGAAGCUGACCUCCUCCUCCGAGAAGGCUCUAGCUAACCAGUUCCUGGCCCCUGGCCGCGUGCCCACCACAGCCAGGGAGCGGGUGCCUGCCACCAAGACCGUACAUUUGCAGUCCCGGGCACGUUACACCAGUGAGAUGCGGAGUGAGCUGCUGGGCACGGAGCCGUCUGGUGAGCUUGAGAUGGACAUGAGGAAACGCAUAGCAAAGGGGUCCAGGCCUGCAGAUGAGAAGCAUUCAGCGUCUGAGCUCGACCUCGUCCUCCAGAGGCACCAGGGCCUCCAGGAAAAGCUGGCGGAGGAAAUGCUAGGCCUGGCACGCAGCCUCAAGACCAACACACUGGCCGCCCAGAGUGUCAUCAAGAAGGACAACCAGACCCUGUCACACUCUCUGAAGAUGGCCGACCAGAACCUGGAGAAGCUGAAGAUGGAAUCGGAGCGCCUGGAGCAGCACGCACAGAAGUCAGUGAACUGGCUGCUGUGGGCCAUGCUCAUCGUCGUGUGCUUCGUCUUCAUCAGCAUGAUCCUGUUCAUCCGCAUCAUGCCCCGGCUGAAAUAAAGCCCACCGCCAGCUGAAGUCGGCUAACAUAGUGGAACCCUGAUUCUAUUCCCCACAAAUAGCAAAAGGCUUGUUAGCCACUUCAGCUGGUACAGGCACUUGCCACAGGGCCUGACAACCCGAGUUCCACUCCAGAGCACACACUGCAGAAGGGGAGCACACACAAAGUGCAGUAAGAAUUGGGGGAAAAAGGCAAAUCGAAACUUUUUUGUUGUUGUUGUUGUUGUUUUUCAAGACAAGCUUUCUCUGUGUAACAUUCCUAGCUGUCCUGGAACUAUCUCUGUAGUCUGUUGAAAUAGGAAGCGGCGGCGGGGCUGCGUCCCCAACACCCUGGCCGCUUGGCUAGCUCAUGCCCGAAAUAACAACACACAAACUGUAUUCAUUUAAGAACUGCUUGGCCCAUGAACUCUAGCCCUUACUGGCUAAUUCUCGCACUUGGACUAGCCCAUUUCUAAUCAUCUGUGUAAGCACCCCAAGGUGCGCUUACCGGGAAGAUUCUAGCCUCCGUCCAUGGUGUCUCUGCUCCAGAGAGCAGAGUUGUUGAGUCUCUCCGGGAGCAGAGCAGAGUCUGACCUCACUUCCUCUUCCGCCCAGAAUUCUAUUCUGUUUACUCCUCCCAUCUAUGUUCUAACCUAUGAGGCCAAGCAGUGUGUUUAUUACUUAACCAAUGAAAUCAACAGAUUGAUAUGACACUCCCACAUCAGUAGUCCAGGCUGGCCUCGAACCCACAGAGAUCCGCCUGCCUCUGCCUCCUGAGUGCUGGGAUUAAAGGCAUGUGCCACCAC
Messenger RNA from Alexandromys fortis (reed vole), 1710 nucleotides. It is a transcript of the gene Use1, whose product is annotated as unconventional SNARE in the ER 1. The record is from RefSeq and is a predicted model, not a curated record. The transcript has 8 exons. Gene Ontology annotation, cellular component: SNARE complex; endoplasmic reticulum. Gene Ontology annotation, molecular function: SNAP receptor activity. Gene Ontology annotation, biological process: retrograde vesicle-mediated transport, Golgi to endoplasmic reticulum. Lineage: Eukaryota; Metazoa; Chordata; Mammalia; Rodentia; Cricetidae. The coding region runs from base 113 to 925 and encodes 270 amino acids.